Messenger RNA from Dalotia coriaria, 3948 nucleotides. RefSeq lists its product as uncharacterized. The transcript is spliced from 5 exons. The record is from RefSeq and is a predicted model, not a curated record. Lineage: Eukaryota; Metazoa; Arthropoda; Insecta; Coleoptera; Staphylinidae. Bases 730 to 3837 code for a protein of 1035 amino acids.
UCGGAAGCAUGCACGAUGCGUCCGCAGUCGGCAGACGUUUACUACCUGCUCAACAGUAAAGGCGCUAACUAGUGCGCGCGCGAUAGAAACACAACUCGGUAGUGUUGAACAGUUUGCAGGAACAAACGUAUCACAUCGCAGUAUUAUCAUCCAGAGUUAAGUUUAGUUCGGAACAAGUUCUAAACGUUCCUGUGGUUUUAUAUAAAUUUUUGUGUAUGUAUAUGUGUGGAAAUUAAACUUGACUUGAGUGUACACCCGGAAACGCAAUGGGAUAUGCACUUGAAAGGUCCGAAGUGCGCGAUGUAUUAGUUUUUGUAGGGAACAUGUGAAAAUGUUUGUCGUUUGAUAUUGCGAUGUGAACUUUUCAACGCCCACGUUGUUGUAUUGUGUUUUUGCUAUCGUUUGCAUUGGAUUCGCGCGUUUGCGCGUCGUGGACUCGAAGCCGUACGAGUUUAACUCGCUGUUUAAUCUUAUUGCACCGACUUGCAGCUAGUUGCCCAUCGUUACUUACAGGUGUUUUAUACAUCCAACUCACAUUAAACUAUUAAAUAUUUAUUCAAUAGACUCACCUGCAAAAUGCAUGGUUUAAAACAGUGAAUUAACAGUGAUAACAUUGGCAAUUGUGUUUGUUUUAUAAAUGUGGAUUACGUUAAGUGGAACUUGGAUUGUGAAGUAAACUUAUUGUUUAGUUUAUUUUAUUUGGACUGGCUUGAUUAAAAGAACACUUGAAUGACAGACCCUACAAUUGCAGAUGAGUCGCGCGUGAGCGAAGAGCCCGCACAGCGACUAUGGUCAGACGGGUUGAUUCUUCUGCUCCAUAUAAUCCUACCGAUCGCCAUUACUGGAGCAAUUAUAGGUCGAAAAGCGAUCUUUGCCAGAGUGUGUACCCACUUAGAUAAAUCAUUUAUUGCUGUCUUUUGCCCGUCGUUCAGUAAGCGAGAAAAAUUAAAGAAAUGGAUGAUCGACUAUCUGCCCAACGUCGACGGAGGAUUGGCGGCGAUGUGGAAGGAUGGCUCCCUCAUGUGUACACUCAUCAAUUCCGUCGUGCCGGGAGCUUGUCCAAAUCCGCAUCGACACUGGAAGAAACCACCGAUACAUGGCCAAGCUUUAGCUUACAAAUACCUUGGAGUUAUCCCAGUGUUUAGCGAAACGGAUUUUCACUCGUUGAAACCAACAACAACUCAAGAAAAGCUUCUCAUUGACUAUGUGUGUAAUCUCCAAGCGGCUAUUGAGAAGAUGACGCCUCAAACCGACAUCACUUUCUCAACGCGAUAUAUUGCACGUGGUAUGGGUUUGGUCACCGGCGAACAACAUCGUAAGACCGUCAUUUACAUCUACCCUAACUUUAAAGGUCAAACACUCGAUGAUCUGCUGGUUAAUAUCAGAGGGCCUUAUAAUACCUACGGAAGUACUACGUUGAAAGCGCUAUCUUUUACAAGAGAUAAAAACACCAAAUUGCCCGAUAAAAGGCAAUCGUUCUUGAAAAGUUUGUCUGCUGAUUUUUCGAACUUAUUAAAACCAAAGGAUAAAGGCCCCGCGUGUGACAUUGAAAUUAAAACUGAGUUUGAGAAGGAGCGAGCGAAACUUGUGUUCGUCCCAAACAAUUCAGGCGUUUACGAAAUCUGUUUGACAACAAAUGGUGAGCACAUUGCUGGAUCACCAUUCAAUUUAAGCAUUGAAAAGAACCGCAGUGGGAUUACACAGAAUUUAAACGAUGAAGAUGUUAAGCCGAGAACUGAUUCUAAAAGUAUUAAAAAGAAAGUUUUGAAUACUGUUAUAUACUAUGAGAAGCUUAGGAAAAGCGGAGAAGAUGCUCAAACUGGGUCUAAGGAGUCUUUAACCAACGAUAAUACUACCAAAGACAAUAAUAAAAUUGAAGAAAAGUGUCAAAUAUCCUUAAGUACCGACAAAAAUUUCAACACAACCGAACCAAAAUUGCUAGAUCUUGCUUUAGAAACUAAAACAAAUGAAGUUGUUCAAAUAUUGAAUACAAAUGAAGUCCAAGAAACUGUUGCAGAUCCUAAAGCUACCAAUGAAGAAGAAUACACACUUCCUAUUUUAGAAACAUUGGAAAAACUUAAUGAAUUAUUAGAGAGCACAGAGAAAUUAGACGUUAUGGAUAUUCCCGAAUCACAAGAAAAUUAUGGCCUAAACAUCAUAGACACUUUAAGAAAUAUUCCUGAAUUGAAGAAUGUUAACUUUGAAAUAGAUGAAUCUGGAGUUGAAAUGAAUAAUGAAAUUAAUGAGAUGGCUACUAAUGAUCAAAACAGGAUUAAAGAAAUUGAAACAAUUCACGAAACUAAAAACAUCAAACAAGUUUGUAGUUAUAAUGAUAUCAAUGCAGAGAGAACAAAUAAUCAUGACAUGAGUAUGGCAAACAAGGAACCAGCUUUCUACUAUAAUGAAUUACUUGCCAAUCAAAAUAAACCUGCAACAGAAAUAAACAAGGAAAUUACAGAAAUUGAAACUAACAAUGAAAACAAUUAUUCUAAAUUGUCCAAAACAGAGAAAUCAUGUUUAGAAGACUCUGGGACGUAUGUCAAUGACGAUAUAGAUCCAGACAGUUUAUCUUCAAGCGUUGAGCUGCAAGGUAGUAGUGAAGAAAUCAGUUUCUCUGGCGGUAGUGGCACCGGAAGUGAUUUAAACGAAAACGAAGUCAAUAACAACGAUAUUAUGGUGAAAAGCAACGAAGAUAUCUGUUAUCUUAUUCUUAACCAAAACACGACUGAUCGCCAUAAGAGGGUCUACAGUAAAGACUUUAUAAGUUGUAAAGAUGAGCAAAGCAAAGAUGAUCUUUCUAAAUCCGACCCGAACUUGCAUAGCGAGCAGGCAACCAGCAAUGACUCCGUGACUGCUUCCGCGUUAUCACAAGAUAACGUCCAAGAAGCACACGACGCCACGAUGGCUUCCAGGAUGUUUAAGCAACACCCUCAAGAAGGACAAUGCAUCGCCGGUACUCGGAGUCAUAGUUAUUCACAUGGUAGUCUAUUAGAUACUUCAAGUACCUGCACUGAGGGUUAUGAAUUCAAGGAGCACUUCUUGAGGAGGAAAGCCUUCUGGGCAAAUAUGUCGAUGUCCAACAUGAGUCUUGCUGAGAGUGCUGAUAGUUGUAGAAAUUCAAGACAUACAAGUUGUAGUAAACUGGAUGCAAAUGACGUUAAAAAGUUAAGCGUUCAGCACCCAAUUGUUAGAAACUUGACGAGAAGCGAAAGUGCCAAAAACUUGGAGUUAAGAUCAAGAUCUUUGGAUUUCGUACGCCAAAGAAAAAAGGUUGCCACUCCCACGAGGGAGGCAGGAAGAUUUGGAUCUGUAGACGAUCUGAAUUUCCCUAGUGUUCGACAUCGCCGCGAAAUGUAUCUAAACGAGCAAAGAAACCAAACGCCCAGUAAAUCCCUCGACAAGCAAGAAUUGUAUGCAGUCAGAGGAGAGAAAUAUACAUGGUCAAUACAUGAGAAAAUAAAAAGUUUUGAGAUGGGAUCAAGUGCAUCGACUCAGGUACCGAAUGAAAAAUUACCGACGCUGCCUGAAAACAUCACGAUUACUUCAAAAAUUAAACAACGUUUUGAAAAGGCACAUACUUAUUUUAAAGACUUGGAGAGCAACACAGACGACACACGCCGAUAUUCGUUAGAUGCUGAAAGUAUUCAGUUAUUUGAUUCGGAAACAACGAGACCCAAUCGAAGAGCUGCUUCUCAUGGUAAUACUAUAGUUGGGUUGACUUCUUUUGACGGACAAAAUGAUCCUGCAAUUAUUAAAAACAACGAAUUGCAAAUGUUUCUAAAGGAACGCAGACGAAGAAGACAAGCGCAUAUAUUAGCAGCAGACAUUUUUAACUGAUGGAUCAUUAUUUCUAUGUGCACCGUACUAUUAUAUUACAUAUCAAAUGCUUUUGUUAUUUAUUCUUUUAUUUAUUUAAAUGGACAAAACUAAAUAAAUUUAUAUACAAUA